Messenger RNA from Patiria miniata (bat star), 3807 nucleotides. Its product is annotated as axin-1-like. Gene Ontology annotation, biological process: negative regulation of canonical Wnt signaling pathway. NCBI's taxonomy places the organism in Eukaryota, Metazoa, Echinodermata, Asteroidea, Valvatida, Asterinidae. The record is from RefSeq and is a predicted model, not a curated record. The coding region runs from base 615 to 3314 and encodes 899 amino acids. The transcript is spliced from 11 exons.
UGGUGGGGGAUUACUGCCCGGCAUGCAUGCUGUAUGCAUUUACCAAAGGGGCCAACUUGCCGUGUUCAACGGUCAUGCAUGUACGAUCGGGGGGAAAAAUUCUCGCAUGGCGGUUAUCGGGCAUAAAGCGCUUGUUGAUAGCUACACUGUAGGCCGGCAGUCCAUGGCCGAGCAGGGAUAGAUUAGCCAGAAUUGGGGAUAAUUUGCCGCGUUUUGAGUUGGCUGGGAACAUGUUAAACCAUGGCUGUUUCGAUUCGGACUUGGCACACAUGAAGCCUAAUCUACAGCGUGUUGUGUCAAUGAGUGUGGCGGCGCGGUACCGGCACGGUACGGUCCAUUCAGCGGGUGAGCUGUCUCAAUAGGAGUUGUGCAUAGUUGGCUGGUCAUCUAUUGAGCAAAGUGGCCCAGCGCAGUGUGGGAAGGUACCCCCUCUGAAUAGGCGGCUGAAUGAAGGUUCUUGUUGUGCUGGUUUCAUCGCUGUGUCGGCAUCCCUGCUGAGAUUUUUCUCUGCGGUGAAUGAAAUACACUUUUGUCGCUGGGAGAAGCUUAAAACUUUGCCGACAACUCAUGCCGUCGACUGGCAGCAGGCUGAAACGUGCGCAUUCCCCGGCGCCAUGACACUUCAGGUAUACCACUACAUGGCAGAUUGUGGUGGAAACUUCACGGAGAACCUGCCCACUAGCCAACGGCCGCCCGUGCCCGGUGAGGAAAAUGAAACGGCAUCGACGGGUCCCGCCGGCAUCAGCAAGGAACGGUCACCUUCAGCCACGCCACGUCGGUCCACGCUCGUGGCAAACAUGAAGGCCGGACUCAGAGGAGAUAUGGACGAGGAUGAAGCCCCGUUGGGGUUUGAACCUGAGGGGUCGGCAUCGACCACCCCACCUUACACGCGCUGGACGGAGAGUCUGCACGCCUUGCUUUCUGACGAAGAUGGGAUUUGCCUAUUCAAGCAGUUCCUGGUGCAGGAAAAGGCCCAGGACCCGCUCUUGUUUUGGCUGGCAACAGAGGGUUUCAAGAAGAAAUCGGCAGACGACCCCAAGCGAAAUGAACUAGCUAAGGUCAUCUACAAGAAGUUUGUGAAAGCGGAUGGACAACAAGUGGUCAAGCUUUCCUCAGCGUUGAGAACUAACAUCGCAGGAAUGGUGCGUAGCUCAGUGUUUGACGAGACCUUGUUUGAUACAGCUCAGGCGGAGGUGGAGGAACACAUCCGGGAGUCGACCUACCCGAUGUUCCUCAAGUCCGAUUUAUACGUGCAAUACAUAAACAAUGGUGGAAUUAGCCCCAAGAGUAGCGAGUGCAGCUCCAGUGGGGGCAACUCCAGGAUUACAGGGUACCUGCCGACGUUGCCAGAGGAUGCGGAACUAACGGACAUCCCAAGCGGAGACGCUGCUGCCACCAAUCAGGGACAGGUACCUCUCACCAUGGAGAUGCUCAUGAAGACAUCAUUUCAUCGCCAUGGUACGAGUAAGACGCAGGAAGGGUGUUACCUGAAAGGAAGCAGCGCCCGUGUGCCGAGUCCCUAUCACCCCAGCUUCACGUCUUUCGCGCCAGCUGUAUCCACCAACGAUUCGGAGCUGCAGAGCUUGUCGAGCGACGCCAUUUCGGAUGACACCAUGUCGCUGACGGACUCCAGUGUUGACGGUGGGCCCAUGAUGGGGAGACAUCAGAAGCAGCAGCAAAGACGGAGGCAAUACCGAGCCAUGAAGACCAACGUCAGGCAGAAUGGACGGGUUACAUCAUUCCCACCCUUCCCUAUAACUCAGCGUCCACCCAAGGAUGUCCAGCCCAUGGAGCCGGCAGAGUUCGCACGUAUUCUGACCGAGAAACUGGAGAGGGUCCUAAGACAACGAGAGACGGAGGAACGACUCUCGGCGAGGUUACGAAAAGUGGAGGAAGAGGAAUCGGACCCAGAUAGGACAGCCAGUGCAUCUGAUGCGCCCAGGUUAUCGGCGGCCAUGUUUGAGAAAGGAGCGUUACCCGAAGACGACCCCAACAGCAUUCUAGAUGACCACUUCUCCCGCGUGUUCGUGGACUCGGCGAGGCACACGCCGGGGGAGUACUCCCCUCGGUCGCGAUCGCCCGAGCGCGUCCACCGGGCUAAGGUAGCUAAUCCGCUGAGCGGGUCCAUGGUCCAACCGGGAAUAAACCCCAAGCAGAUGAUUCCUCAUCAUCAGCUGCAACAGCACAACAAACUCAUCAUGCAGCGACAGCGGGCGAAGGACGCUUACACGCCGGGUUACAACGUGGACCCCGAGAUGUCCCUUGCUCAGUACAAACACUUGAUGCAUCACAAGGCCAAGCAGAUCGAAUUUGAUGCCGGAGCGCAGAGAACAUUGACGGCCGAAACGGGCGACUCAAUAUACCACAAACUCCGAGCCAGAGGAGACAGUAUAACCAUGGACCUAAUAACGGACUCCUCACGGCAUGUGAAAACCAAAAAGUCCAGUAAAAAGUCUGAUAUUUCUUCCAUCUCCAAGACGACGGACAGUGGGAUAUACGAGGGUCCUCCUUCGCUGCCAUCGGACAACGAAAGGAAGCAACACAUCGAGCAGUGGAUUGAGGAAGGGGAGAGGUACAGCAAGCAAGUCAUCGGCAAGCAGUACCGUCGGACCAGCCACCGCAUUUCCCCUGAUAUCACGCAGACCUCAUCCGUGCCACCGCACAGACAAAGUAUGCCAAAGAAGCCCGUCGCCUACAACACCUCGCGGCCCAACUCCCAGGAGCGGACGCACUGCCUGACCAAGGUGCUACCCCAGCGCAGCUCCCCGCACCUCCCCACCCAGCCCAUCAUGCAGGACCCCAGCAUGCCCGUCAAUAAGCCCCCCGAGCCCCUCACCGUGCUGGAGGAGGUGCGGCGAAGGAUAGACGUCUCCAGCAAACAGAGGCAGAGGCAUUCUGAUGGCGUCCGCAAGGAGAGGAGACCCACCAGCGGAAACCCUCCAACCCGUGUAACCUCAGCGCCUGCCAAGAUGGCUCCAGUGGUCUCGCCAGAUAUGAUGGAAGACCAAGGGAGGAAAAGUGGGUCCAAGCAGCGCACCUUUGCCCCGCCGGACGGUAAGGAAACAAUGACAACGACGGUAGCCUACUACUUCUGCAACGAUCCCAUCCCCUACAGGACGACACUACCGGGCGACAAGAUCACGUUGGCCCAAUUCAAGACUCUCAUUUCCAAGAGGGGUGACUACAGGUAUACCUUUAAGACGCCCAGCGACGAAUUUGACACGGGAGUUGUCCACGAGAUCAUCUCGGACGAUUCAACAAUUCUACCCAUCUACCAGGGCAAAAUCAUCGGCAAAGUGGAGAAGAUCGACUGAGUACGGUUGCCAGCACCCGACGAUUUGCCCGAAAAAAUUCCAAACAGAGCUACCCCAACCGUGCCAACAACCGCCUGACGUUGCAAAGUGAAAACUGUCGGCAUUUUGUUUAACAAAAUUAAACCAAAGGUGAAACCGUACUGUUUUUUUUUAUGAUCGUAUGCAAACUCCUCCAAAAAAAAGUAGACUUGAAGCAUUAACAUGUGGCAGUUUCUGGUUUGAAUGUGCCAGAGCUGGAAUUUGUCUACGAAAUUGCUGCAAAAUAUCUCAGCUACUUUUAACUACAUGUACAGUACUUAAAAUAUUCAAAUACAUCUCUGUCAUGCCAGUCGUGUCCAGCUCCUGUAAUACAAGACAUUGACACAGCAUUUGUGAUGCGAUCAAGCUAAAUGAGUCGUUGGUCAGGAAUUUUUAUUUGGAGAUUCAGGCCAACAUAGGGCCACUUCAUCACAUCACUUCAUCACAUCUCUUGGUGUUCCGACUUCCAUAAUCU